GUCAAAUGAUGAUGGCAUUUGUUUUGCCUGAGGGCGAUUUAAAAAAUAUGCUUGGAAUGUGUUUUUUCUGUAUUAAAUAAAUGACGUGUAGGGAAAGUGCGUUAUUAGUAUUAGUUGUUUACUUGAUUUAGUGUGGGUUUGUUAGUAACAAAAGUCGAAAAUGCACCCGAGUAGGAGAAGAAAGAAACGACCUAAUUACGGCAUCAAAACCGUGGAAGUUGUUAGAGGCUCCAAUGGUUUCGGAUUCACGAUUUCGGGACAACAACCGUGCAUUUUGAGUUGUAUCGUAGCGAAUUCGCCCGCCGAUCAAGCUGGCCUGAGAGCAGGCGAUUUCUUGAUAUCUGUUAAUGGAAUAUCCGUUUCUAAAAUCGCCCACGACGCUGUUGUCAGUCUCAUCGGUAAUUGCAUCGGCCCCAUAAAGAUGACCAUCGCUGAGAAUUACUUCUCCGACAGCAGCGACGAGGAAUUGGAGUGCAGCAGAAUGGUCAAUACCAGAAAACCCAAAUACGCUCAUAAACCUAGAGUCAGAAAGGAAUUGAAUAGAGUAAAUUUUGAUUUGAAGACUAUUCCAAAACCAGUAGUCAAUAAGCUUCCCGAAAGGUUUAUUAACGCUCCGAUGGAGGAAGAAGGUGGACCAAUCGAAUACAAAGCUUUAGUAGGUUACUUGGGCACGAUCGAAAUGCCUAAACAGCUAUUACCCAACUCGAGACUCCCGACCGUCUGCAGCUGCAUCAGAAAACUGAGACAGGAAAAGAGAGUUCCCACUGCCAUACUCAUGACUAUUCUCCCGACUUGUUUGACUUUAAAGAACUCUGCUAAUCAGAUUUUAGCUAUUUAUCCCACAAACCGAGUGGUUUACGUGAGUUCUACAGCGGAUAAAGAGAGCAGGUACUUCGGUUUGGUAACAACGGCCAUCAGCGAAACGAGAGCGAACGAAACCAACGAAAACUGGAACCUCGAUAAAAAACACAACAACGAAACUGUGGAGAUAUCGAACAGUUGCCACGUGUUUGCAGUCGAUCCGAAAAUAAUCGAUCACAACAUCCAUUCGACUAAAGCAGAGAUGUUCAAAAUAGCCUGCACUAGGAAUACAGUGAACGGGCAUUGCAUGGAAUUUCCCGAAAACGCCCUAUACGUAGUCAGUUUGAUACAGAACAUGUAUAAGUUGCAAAAUAACGAGAGAAACGAGAAUUUAAGAAGCCCUUUAAUGGCCAAUUCGCCUCAACCCAGCGCUUCCAGCAAUUCGGAUUCCGGCAUAGGCUUCAGAGACGAUUGCGGCAACAUCAGCGAUAGAAUUUUAGUGGUGGAGUUUCCCCAUCACCGAUCGUUCCCGGUACACAGCCACAUCAACCGACCCUCCGGAAUAGACGCUUCGAACAUCCCUCUAGAAGGCAUCGAUAUACCUUUCCGGAACAACAAUUUACAGAAGAGCUUGUUCAAACCUAACGAUUCCAAGCAACUGAACAACUUAAACAACAUUAGAGACUGCGAAAGUAACGAUCAAGGUUACGGCAACAUAGUGCAGAAAGUCCCCACGAAGAUAUCGGACAGUUCCGACGAUAACACUCAAAACAUCGAAGUGGAAACGUACCGAGAACGGGCCAUCGAUUGCCCCGACAGCCCCCAGAAGCUCUCCCUGAAGGAAAUAGCACCGAACUUGGACUCGAAGUGCGAUUCCUGCGACGACGUUUCCAUGCACAGCUCGAAGAGCAACGAGCUCUCCAACCUGCUCAGCAUAUUCAAGGUGCCUUUCGAAACGAAGAAAGCCAAGAAAUCCGCCAGGCUUUCGUGCCACGAGCACGCCGACAAGCGAAACUUCAACUACAAGCUCAACUCCAAGUACAUGUUGAAGGCGAACUACAGCUGCGAGGAGCUGAAUACGUUGGAGAAUAAUUUCAACAUCGGGGACAAAUUGGGGUACGGGAGCUUGCAGAACCUGACCAGCCACGGUGAUGGUAGGAAGAAAAGUAUCAUCAACAGCGAGCCUGAUGUUAGAAUUAACAAAGACGAAGAAUCGUGCGAUGGUCAGAACUUCGUGAAAUGCAUCUAUCCCGAAGGACCUUCGGCCUGGGAAGGGUCCUUCGAGAAACUCCUCGCCGAUCCGCUGGGGCUCCACAUGUUCGCCGAAUUUCUGAAGAAGGAAUUCAGCGCCGAGAACAUAUACUUUUGGAUAUCCUGCGAGCGCUUCAAGGCGCUGACGUCGGAGAACGACCGGCGCAACGAGGCGCAGCGCAUCUACAGGCAACACCUGAGCGCCGGCGCGUCGGAGGCGGUGAACGUGGACGCGCCCGCCCGACAGGGCGUCGAAAGACACCUGCAGGGCGCCGGCGUCGAUCUGUUGCAGCAGGCCCAAAAGCAAAUAUUCAAUUUGAUGAAGUUCGACAGCUAUCCGAGGUUCAUCAAAUCGGAUAUAUUUAGACGGUGCUUGAACGGCGAGACGGACAAAGUGGAGUUGGAUGUUAGGUUGUUAGUACAAACAGCAUUGUCGCCGACGAAGCUCAAGAAAUCCGUCAGCAACGCUGAGGAUAGACGAAGGAAGUCGUUGUUGCCGUGGCACAGGAAGAACCGAUCGAAAUCGAAGGAUAGAGGCGAGAUCGAGUAUACGAAAAAGGACAAUGACAGCGUGGAUUUUUCUAAAAACGGCGAUACCGAUACGAUUCACUCGAGCGGCUCGUCGUUGACUUCUCUCGAUCUUGCCAUUCCUUCGCAGGAUCUCAUUAAACAGAGCAAAGACACCAUCGCAGAAGUCGCGAGAACGUCCCUUUGUAGGGUAUUUUUAAGCAGCGGCAGUACCACUGUAGUACAAAUAAAAUCGUCGGAGACCAUACAAGAGCUCGUCACUAGAUUACUAGAGAAACGAGGCUUAAAUUAUUCAUCGUUCGAGGUGUAUACCGAUAAGCAUUUGAAAAGUUUAAACGUAGAGGAUCCUUCGAUAUCGCUGGCCGGUUGCGAGGUGAUCGUCGAACAAAGGGUCGUGUUCAGGCUCGAUUUACCCAAUAGAAAAAUGAUUAGUAUUAGAUCCAAGUACACGAAGAUCAUCAGCGACGUCUUGAGGCCCAGCUUGUACAAAUACCAGUAUAACUUGGAUCAAAUGGUGAUUUUGAACGGAAACGUUGCCGUUGACGUGAACAAUCCAGUGACGGCGAUAGACGGUAUGAGGUUGAAAGUGCAAUACAAAGACGAUGUCAAGCAAGGAAACGUAAAUUCCUCCACGUCUAGGAUAAUAACUAAUAAAAUAAAAUUAGAAGAAAUCACGAAUAAAGUGUUUGAAGGGAUUUUGCAAGAAAAAUCGUCCGAAUCGUCCGUAAACCAGCCGCAGAAAUCCGAUAAAGAAUCCGUUAAGAGCGAAGAUUGGUGUUCGGAACACUCAUCCACGUUCAUGGGGAAAUUCUUGAAGAGAGAGUGCAGCACGCAGGAGAAAAAGAAGAAAAUCCAAGCCAAAUACAAAGCGGCCGUGGCCGAAAUAACGCGCGACAUCGUCACGAAGAAACCUCUCAUCGCCAAAAUGACCACGGGCGCCAAUAAAUUCAACUUCUCUUGUAGCGAAAGCGAAGAACUAGUAGAAGGCCUGACGAGAGCCCAGCGUCGCAUCGAAGACCAACGCGGCACCGAAAUCAACUUCGAAAUGCCGGAUUUUUUGAAAAACAAGGAAAACGACCAACAGCACAGGCCGAACGACCAGCCGGCGGAGAGCAACGCGAAAUUCUACCUGGGCGAGAAUUCCGCACCGGCGAAUAUCGACAAGUCGCCGGUCAUAUCGUCGGCGAAGAACAUGAAAUUGGAGUUGCAAUCGAACUACGAGAACCGCACGGUGACGGUGCCGCCGCCGCCGCCGCCGCUCGGCAAAGAGGCGAAGCCGUCCAGAUCGAACGAGACCAAUGGUGUCGCGGAACAGGUGAGAUUGAGUUCGAUGGAUAAGAGAAUCGGCUCGGAGCCGCCGCCGUUGCCGCCGAAACCUAAGGUGGUUCCUAUCAAACCGCCUAAUUGGGGGCAUUUUACCGGGUUUUAUAAGAAGGACGUGUCCAGUUCGGAUGGUAAAAGUCAGACUAUGUUUUUGGAGCAAACUACUAGCAGUUUUGUUUAGCGGUUUCUUCCGAUGUGAAAUGCAUUAGUGUGAUCAAAUUUGCUGCAUCUUUUAAUGUAUUAUAUUGUCUUAAAGAAGUAUGAAGGGGUAAUUGUUGAAACUCUUUUAACUUUAAUGUGAAUAUUUUUUAUUGGAAUUUUUUACGUUAAAAGAUGAGUUUUUUUUUCACAUUAAUUACUCACCGUGUAUAUAUUCUAAUUUGUAUUACUUCUUAAAAGACAAUGCUUCAAAAUAAACAAGAUCUGAUUUUCUUACAUAUUUUCCGAGGUACCGGGUGUUUCAAUACAGGGUUUUCCACGGUAGCCGUGCAUUACAAUUUUGCUUGAAAAUAUUUUAGAAAAACUAUGAACAUUAAUUAAAUCUUACUCAUAAAAUUUCAGAUUUGUUACUCUUCAGAAACUCCGAAAAGUUCUAAUGCACUGCUACUGUCGAAAACUUUGUAUAUUAUUAACAAAACAUCCUGUAUGAGUGUAAAAAUUCUGAAAAUUUUUUGCGGGAAAUUACAGAAAAAGAUUUUUUUUUCGGAUUAUACCUGCUAUUUAAAUCGUAAUUCAUAUGAGUAGCGAUUUGCUAUACAUUUUUUUAUUUUUGUUUAGCUUUAAAUUUUUUAUUGAAAAAGUAUUAUAUU
Molecule: messenger RNA, 4712 nt
Organism: Phyllotreta striolata
Lineage: Eukaryota; Metazoa; Arthropoda; Insecta; Coleoptera; Chrysomelidae
Source: the annotation of a GenBank genome assembly